Molecule: messenger RNA, 1783 nt
Organism: Tarenaya hassleriana
Lineage: Eukaryota; Viridiplantae; Streptophyta; Magnoliopsida; Brassicales; Cleomaceae
Product: WD repeat-containing protein 13
Exons: 12
Coding region: 195-1667 (490 amino acids)
Cellular component (GO): nucleus
Molecular function (GO): protein binding; promoter-specific chromatin binding
Source: RefSeq, a predicted model, not a curated record
GGUUGAGAAAUUGAAAAUUCUGAAGAAAUUGGAUUCAUAACACCAAAAAGAACAAGAAACAGAGAUUUCAAUUCUUCCGACACCACGUCUCGAUCUGAUUUUCCUUCGCGACCGUCUGCAUCCGGAGGUUCGACGCGGAGGAGUUUUUCCGGCGAAUCUCCCCGUGCGGCGGGUGCUCGGAGGUGCUUUAUGCAAUGGCGGAGGAGACGAUCUUAGGGAAGAACGGAUCAGAAGAAGAGAUCGGUGGUUGCGCCAAUGAGGAAGAAGAGAAGAAGAAGCAAUCGCCGGACCCCGAGUACUUGUGCUGCAUGAUGCAGCCUAUAACCACCGAUACCGAUCCCGUGUACGUUGGAGUUCGCCGACUUCUUCUACGCCGGAAAUCUGAAUCUGGCGUUCUCGGCCGCCGAUAUGAAUGGAGGUGCAAUGGGAAAGGAUAUGUUGCGUAUCGAAAUUUCAUUAGCCGACCUAGGAAGUGGGAGAAUGUGCAAACACCGAGCAUCUUGAGUAGUCCCGGAAACAGUGGCCGAUGGCUUCCUUCUCCAAGUCCCCUCUCCCAUCUAUAUGAAGUUGAAAGCUUUACGUCUAGUAGGGAUUUACGAAGUGUCAAUCAGGUUUCAAGCCAUAGAGCUAGUUUUAGCUCAAGUUUGAGUGACAGUGAUCAUCCAUAUCGCCGAGGUGUGGAGCAGGCGUUUUCUUUUGUAGGAAUGCAUUGUAUCUUCGAUCAAUGCCAAUCUGCUGUCACUGUUCUGAAGUUUGGCCACAUGAGUUCUGACCUACUUGCAUAUGGAGCAUCAGAUGGAACCUUGACAGUUUGCAGUGUUUCAGAGCAGCCCUCUGUCCUCAAGCAGUUAACAGGACAUACGAAAGAUGUCACAGAUUUUGACUUCUCGUCGAACAAUCAGUACAUUGCAUCAUCAUCGCUUGAUAAAACAAUACGAGUGUGGGAGUUGUCAAAAGGCGUUUGUAUUAGAGUUAUAUAUGGAACCUCUGCACAGUUAUGCAUCCGUUUCCACCCUGUAAAUAACAAUUUUCUUUCAGCUGGCAAUGCAAAUAAAGAAAUCGCGGUCUACAAUUUUAGUACUGGGAGAACUAUUAAAAAGUUGGUGUUUGAUGAUGAGGUUACGUCGAUGGACCACGAUCACACAGGCCAUCUGAUUUUCUGUGGGGAUGCACAUGGAACAAUAUAUUCGGUGAGCAUGGACUCCCAUACAGGUUCCUUAUCCCGGUCUCAUCGCCACCGCGGUAGUCACAAAUCUCCUGUGACAACUGUGAAAUACCGGAGUUUCUCGCUUCUGGCUUCAGGACCCGUUCUGCUGACAUGUACUCAGGACGGGAAUUUGUGUUUCUUUGGCGUUGCGCUCGAGAUAAAGGGGUAUCUAACUUUACGUUGUUCCCUCAAAUUAGCCCCGCGGAUACACAGAAUUCAAGCAUCGUUCUGCCCUCUCCUAUCACUGGAGAAAGGAGAAUACAUAGUUGCUGGAAGCGAGGACUCAAAUGUCUACUUCUACGAUCUUACCAAACCGAAACACACAUGCGUGAACAAGCUACAGGGUCAUAGGUUUCCAGUCACGUGCGUGGGGUGGAACCAUGGGGAGAACUUGUUGGCGUCAUCUGAUUUCUACGGGGUUGUAAUCGUCUGGAAAAGAGCCAACAAGACAAGCUCGUAGGUUCGGCUUGAUACAACACCGACAACAAGACUGAUUAAGAUGAAUACUCCCCGUUGCAUAUGUAUACCAAAGUCUAAAUCUAAUUCCUCAUUUUUUGCCCACACGUUUCCUGAUUC